AUGCCUCCUAAAAGAGCUACUAGAUCUUAAUCUGCAGCAGCAGCAACUAAAGGUAAAUAGGCUGCUACAAAAACUACAAAAAAAGAUGCCAAGAUUGAGGAUAAAAAAGUGACUAGAGGAAGAAAAGCAGCCACUAAAUCUCCUUCUCCUUCCCCUUCACCUAAAAAAACCCAAAAAGGUAAACCUGCAGCAGCUUCUAAAUCUAAAUCUAAAGAUACUAAAGUCGCAACAGUAGAUAAGAAAAACACAAAAGCAGCUUAGAAAACUACUUAAAAAACAAAGUAAGCAAAAACAGCACCAGCACCUUCUCCCAAAAAAACCAAUAAAAGAAAAGCUAAGAGUGUAUCUCCCUCCCCAGAUACAAAGGCCUAAACUAAAAAGAGUCCUGUCAAAAAAGUCAAAGAUGUACCCAAAAAAGAUGAAUCUGAAGAUGAGAAAAAAACUGUUAAAUAGAUCGUUAAAGGUAAAUGUGCAGUUGAUUAGUAUGUACCAAAUUCAACACAAUACACAGUUCUAUAAGAAGGAAACUAAAUUUACAAUCUUACUUUGAAUCAAUCAAAUGUUGAUGCAAACAAUAACAAAUUCUAUCUUGGAUAGGUGCUUGUUAAAGAUGGAACUAAUCAAUACUCCGUUUUCUUUAGAUGGGGAAGAGUUGGUGUUCCAGGACAAUAAAGCAUUAAAGUUUGUUCAAGUAAAUUUGAAGCUAUUAGCGAAUUCUAAAAAAAGAAAAGCGAUAAAAUUAAAGGAGGUUAUACUGAAAUUUUCAUCAAAUAUGGUGAAGAUGAUGAAGAUGAAAAGCCAAAGAAAAAAUAAACUACUUAACCUACAAAGAGAAAAGAUUGUACUUUAUCUGCUGCAGUUCAAACCUUGAUAAACGACAUUUUUGAUAUGAAAAUGAUUGAGAGUACAAUUAAAGAAAUAGGUUAUGAUUCUAAAAAGAUGCCUUUAGGUAAACUUGACGAUAAAACAAUUAAAUAAGCUUACACUGUUCUCAAAGAUCUUUUAGAUGCUGUAAAAAAUAAUAAAGUUAGUGAUUAUGGUCGUUAUUCUAGUUAAUUCUACUCCCUUAUUCCUCAUGAUUUUGGUUUCUAAAAAAUGAGUAACUUCAUUUUAAAAACUGAGGAAUAAGUGCGUAAGAAGCUUUCAAUGCUUUAAGAUUUAUCUGACUUAAAAAUUGCAACUCAAUUACUUAAAGAAUCAGAUUCAGAUGACUCAAUCUUAGAUUAAAACUAUAAAAAAUUAAAUGCAGAAAUAAAAGAAGUCACAGAUAAAAAGACAUUAGACAUUAUUAAGAAUUAUGUUAAUCAAGGCAAAGGACAUUAUAGCCCUAAGAUUUUAGAAAUAUUUUCAGUAAAAAGAAAAGGCGAGCAAGAACGUUACUCAAAAAAUAUUGGAAACGAUACACUCUUAUGGCAUGGGUCCCGUAUUUCAAACUUUGUUGGUAUAUUAUCUUAAGGUCUUCGUAUUGCUCCUCCUGAGGCUCCUGUUACUGGUUAUAAUUAUGGUAAGGGUAUUUACCUUGCAGAUUAAUUUACUAAAUCUUGUGAUUAUUGUGCAGGUAAUAGUGAUGGUAUCCAUUACAUCAUGCUCAUAAAGGCUGCUCUAGGAACUCCUAACAAAAUAGAAAAAACUGAUUAUAAUGCUAAUAAUCUUCCUAAAGGAACUCAUUCUUGCUGGGGUUGGGGUACUCAUGGUCCUGAAGAAUUCAUAACAUUUAAUGGAGUUAAAGUACCUAAAGGCUAGGAAGUUAGAACUAAAUCUAAGCACUAUAUGAAAUAUAACGAGUUUAUCAUUUAUGAUAUUGCUUAAGCUCAAAUAGAUUAUCUAAUUAGAUUUAAAAAGUACUGA
Tetrahymena thermophila SB210 is the source of this 1848-nucleotide messenger RNA. Its product is annotated as poly(ADP-ribose) polymerase family WGR domain protein. The transcript has 8 exons. The record is from RefSeq and is a predicted model, not a curated record. Lineage: Eukaryota; Ciliophora; Oligohymenophorea; Hymenostomatida; Tetrahymenidae. Gene Ontology annotation, molecular function: NAD+ poly-ADP-ribosyltransferase activity.